Rhinichthys klamathensis goyatoka is the source of this 1074-nucleotide messenger RNA. It is a transcript of the gene cdk5rap2, whose product is annotated as CDK5 regulatory subunit associated protein 2. The transcript has 6 exons. NCBI's taxonomy places the organism in Eukaryota, Metazoa, Chordata, Actinopteri, Cypriniformes, Leuciscidae. Bases 1 to 702 code for a protein of 233 amino acids. The record is from RefSeq and is a predicted model, not a curated record.
AUGUUGGUCAUAAAGUUGUCUUUGUGUUUAGACAGCGGUAGUUCAGCGGACUCUGGUUCCCAUGCUCCGUCCCGGCUGGUACCGGGACACCGGCUGUGGGCGGACAGACGAGGCCGUCACGUUCUGGGUCUGAUAGAGGACUAUAAUGCCCUGCGCAAACAGAUCAGUGAAGCCAAGAGACUCACUGCAGAUCUGGACACACAGAUACAUGACUGCGGCAGGGCUGUGGAUCAGCUGAAGAGCUUCUCUGGCGGUGUCAACACCAUGCAGCAGGUUCUGGAGGAGGCCGCCCGGCUUCUCAAACUGCUCUGGAGAGUCUCACUGCCCUCAGGAGACGGCACACACACUCAACAGGACGAUCUAUUGAAGAGUGAGAUCAGUCGUCUGAAGAGUCGCCUGUCCCAGCAGGAGCGGAUGCUGACCGGAGCCGUGAGACGCCUGAGAUCCACCAACCAGCUCAAAGAGGGCAUGGAGCGCAUCGUCAUCGACCAGCUGUCUCUGACUCACGGCGUGCUGAAGAGAGCCAGAGGAAACCUGGAGUCCAACUAUCUGAAUGUUUUUGGGCUGAAGGGUCUGCAGGUGGAAGGACGUCCCAUUGAAUGGCCAGUGACCAAUCAGCAAUCGAGGGGUGUGUCCAGUCCACCGCAGCGUUCAGGCAGAGGCUCAGCAUGCAGUGAAAACUCCUCCCACUGCAGCUGUUAGACACGCCCACAACUGAUGUCAUUACAGCGAUGUCCUCACGCUCUUCAUUUGCCUUUUUAAUUUAUUUUUCUCUUUGAGGUACGCUGAUGACGUUUGGGGAAGUAUUUGCACAUAUACAGUAAGCAUUUAACUCGUGUAAAGGGAAUGUUUUUUUAAUAUUGGAAGAGAUUUUCUCCUGUAAAUAUUUUGAACUUUAGUUUUAUACUGUUUCCCUUGAAUGGUUAAGCAGUCUCAUGUUCACUGCCUCUAUCCUGUGAUGCUGUAUCAUCCUGCUUCACUCUAGUGAAGAUGUAAUCUUGUGAUGUAAAUGAGUGGUACAUGUACAUUAAUGUAGCAGACUGUGAUACAAGUAAAUGUAUAAAACCCUCAGAA